AGGUCAACAGGAGCGCGAGAAGUCAUAGUGACUGGGAGGUUCUUGGUGUGCAAUGAUCAGUCCCCAAAUGAGAAGGGAUAAACAGAGAACUACGGAGCAAGCAUUGUAAAUGAGCCGCUUCUUCGCCUCCCGGGGUAAUGGGUGACUAAAUAGCUGCAUUCCUGCCCCCAAAAGCCCAGGCCGACCCUGCAGGACUUUCCCUCUCCCAGCCCCAGUCACCUCUUCCUCCUCGGCCGGCUGGACUUCCAGCAGGAUGAAGGAGCUGCAGAAGAUGCUUCAAGGUCGGGUCUUGAUCCUGACGGUCUGUGCUGCUGGAAUUGGGGGCUCAUUCCAAUAUGGAUACAACCUCACCAUCAUCAAUGCCCCAACCACAUACAUCCAGAGCUUCACAAAUGAGACGUGGCUGGAGCGGACAGGCAGCCCUCUGGAGGGGAAGGUGAUCACCCUGAUCUGGUCCUCUGUGGUCUCCAUCUAUCCUUUGGGGGGUCUCGUGGGAGCCCUCCUCGCGGGCCCCAUGGCCAUUAAGCUGGGAAGGAAGAAAUCUUUGCUGCUGAACAACUUGUUUGUGGUCUUGGCUGCGGUGUUGGUGGGAUUCAGCCAAAUGGCCAGAUCCUUUGAAAUGAUCUUGCUGAGCAGAUUUCUUGCAGGAAUCAAUUCUGGCGUGAGCAUGAACAUCCAGCCCAUGUACCUGGGAGAAAGCGCCCCCAAGGAACUCCGUGGAGCCGUGGCCCUGACGUCUGCAUCCUUCACGGCCCUGGGGUUGGUGAUGGGACAGGUGGUUGGAUUGAGAGAAAUUUUAGGAGCGGAGGAAAGCUGGCCUCUCCUCCUGGCCAGCAACGCAGUGCCUGCUCUGAUCCAGCUGGUCUUGCUGCCCUGGGCCCCGGAAAGCCCCCGGUACCUAUUGAUCGACCGAGGAGAUGAGGAAUCUUGCAUCUGUGCUUUGCAGAAGCUGCGGGGCAGCGACGACCUGGGCGGGGAGAUGAAGGAGCUGCUGGCAGAGCAGGCGGCACUCCGAGGGGUGACAGCCAAGGCCCCCUGGGAGCUCUUCAGGGACCCGGCCGUGCGGUGGCAGCUCAUCACCAUUGUCUUCCUCAGCAGCGCCAUGCAGCUCUGCGGCAACGACUCUAUGUACUCCUAUGCCUCGACCGUUUUCCAAGAGGCCGGGAUCCCUUACGACAAGAUCCAGUACAGCAUAAUCGGCACGGGCAGCUGCGAGCUGAUCACCGCCAUGACUUGUAAUCUGAUCAUUGAGCAUGUCGGACGAAGGAAGCUGGUGAUGGGCGGAUACAGUCUCAUGUCUGUGUGGGCCAUUGUCUUCAUGGUGGCCCUGUCUCUGCAGGACCAAUACAGCUGGAUGCCUUACCUGAGCAUGUCCUGCAUCUUUGCCUACAUCCUGAGUUUUGGAAUUGGGCCAGCCGGCGUGACGGUGAUUAUGCCCAUGGAGAUUUUCGACCAGGUAUCUCGCCCAGCUGCCUGCAUGAUCUGUGGUGCUCUGCUGUGGGCCAACUUGUUCCUGGUGGGCAUGGUGUUUCCUUUCCUUGUGGAAGGCCUUGGCCAUUACUGCUAUGUCCCCUUCUUCAUCGUCUGCGUCUCCGCUGCCCUCUAUGUCGCUUUCUUCCUCCCCGAGACCAAAGGGAAAUCCUUUCUGGAAAUCUCUGAGGAAUUCAACAAACGGAACUUCAAAGCGCAGGCUCAUGAGGAGUCCAAGAGUCUUUCCGAGGAAACAAAGUCCACCAUGUUGUAGCCCCCGAAGGAUGGAGGAGAACGACAGGGACACGGGGAGAGAAAGUUGGUUUUGUGCCACCAGGCAGAUCUAUCCCUCCACACACACACCUGCACCCCCAAAUUCCCAGUAUGGGGUAAAAAUUGCAGCUGAAGCGAGUUUAGAGUGGGGAGGUGGGAUGGAACAUUUUCUGUUUCUCAAAUACUGAUUUGCGCGUUAAAAGUCCUGUACGGAAAUGUCCACUCCCAAGAUUUUUAGUGGGUUUUCAGUUUUAGAAUUUCUUAUACAUUGUAUAAGAAAUAAUGCCCAGAGUCUGGAAUUUGAACCCUAAAAUGUUGUUUCUCACCAUCAGCUGCCAGGCUUGGUCAGUUACGGGGAGCAACGCACUAUUCCAGGGUGUUGCUUUGGAGACCGUUUUCUAAACGUGAAAUUGAUUCACGAGGAGGGAAAACCCACCUGCGCUUUAAUCGAUGCCCAAAUGUAUUGAUAGCCAAAUGUAUUGAGAAGUUUCGUUUAGGAGAAACCCACAAUCCCAACCCCACCCCGAUCUACGAAUGAGCUGCCUCUUUAACAUGUAUUAACGUACCUGGGGCAUAUUUUUUUGACAGAAAGUGUGUUAAAAUAUAGAAAAUAUUCCACAAAUCCCUGCUAGAGAUCCUUCUGAGAAAAGUCCUGGCUACUUCACUCCGAGUUUAAAAAGUGAAUUAAUACGGAACCUUGAAAGAA
Molecule: messenger RNA, 2449 nt
Organism: Podarcis muralis (Common wall lizard)
Lineage: Eukaryota; Metazoa; Chordata; Lepidosauria; Squamata; Lacertidae
Source: RefSeq, a predicted model, not a curated record